Molecule: messenger RNA, 3427 nt
Organism: Rhineura floridana
Lineage: Eukaryota; Metazoa; Chordata; Lepidosauria; Squamata; Rhineuridae
Gene: CFAP58
Product: cilia and flagella associated protein 58
Exons: 18
Coding region: 69-2699 (876 amino acids)
Cellular component (GO): cytoskeleton
Source: RefSeq, a predicted model, not a curated record
UGCCUCUACGCUGGGUCUCCGUUCCCCUCAUACCUCGGGGACUGUGUGCCCCUCUCCCUGCUGUAAAAAUGGCUGAGGAAAAAUUUGACAAGCCUGCAAUAGAAGAAAAUGUAUUUGAAGCCUUGGAAAAAGACUUCCAAGAAGUCAUCAGUGAGCUUACAGGAGAUCAAAGCCUGGAGAAAUUUCGUGUGGAAUAUGAGAAACUCCAUGCAGUGCUGAAAAAGUCAUACGAGAAUGAAAAGCGUCUCAUGGCAAAAUGCAGGGAACUGAAUGCAGAAAUUGUAGUGAAUUCAGCUAAAGUGGCUACUGCUUUGAAACUCUCUCAGGAUGAUCAGACAACAAUAGCAUCACUAAAAAGGGAGAUCGAAAAGGCUUGGAAAAUGGUGGAUGCAGCUUAUGAGAAGGAGCAGAAAGCAAAGGAAACCAUCAUGUCUCUUAAAGAGGAAAUCGUGAACUUGACUAAAUUAGUGGAACAAGGAUCUGGAUUAUCAUUGGGUCAAGAGCAUAGCAUGCGAGAAUUGCUAAAAUUCAAGGAGGAAGUAACAAAGGAGCGAGACCAGCUUUUGUCAGAGGUUGUGAAGUUACGUGAAAAUGUAACAAAUAUGUCAGAUCAACAGCAAGAGGCAGAAAAGACAAAAGUUGAGGCAGACUCAACCAUUGCUCAGCUCCAUCAGGAAAUCCAACUACGUCAGAAUGAGGCUUCACGGGAGACCCGGAGGAAAGACAAAAUGGAGAGGGAACUAAAACAGGUUCAGAUGGAAUUAGACAACAAGGUGGCUGACAUGAAGACAAUGCAGCAAAGUAUGAAUAGGAAUAAGGAGGAGCUCCUGAGAAUCGAACAGCAGCUCAAGGAGCAAAAGAUCCUCAAUGAAAGAGCCACGAAAGAACUUGAACAGUGUACAGCAAGGAAUGCCAAACUCCAGCAAGAGAAUGAACAGCAUAGCAUAGCAAUUGAACAACUUAUGCAGGAGAACCAGCAGAAAACCAUGGAGCUGAGAGCAAGAGAAGAUGAGGUGUCUCAGAUGCGUCAAGAGAUUUCAAAACUUUCCAAAGUGAGAGAAGUUAUGCAGCGAAAACUACGCGUUGUAGAGGAGCAAAAAACGCAUGCAGAAUAUGAAAGGGACACCCUUAAAAACCAGAUAAGUGGGCUGGAAAAAGAGUUGGAAGGUGCAAAAAAGCAGGCAGAAAUUGAUAAGAAAGCUAUAGAAGAGCUUGUGAGAGAAAGAGACAUAUUGAACAAGAACUUACUCAAGGCUGCAAGUGUUACUCAAAAGCAGAUGAACCUUGUUAAGCUCCAUGAACAGUCGAAGAAGAAUCUGGAAGAAGAAAUUCAGAAUUAUAAGGAUGAGGCUCAGAAACAGAGAAAGAUUAUCUUCCAGCUGGAAAAAGAGAGAGACCGCUAUAUCAAUGAAGCUAGUGAUCUUACACAGAAGGUCCUUCAUCACAUGGAAGAUAUCAAAGUGAGGGAAAUGCAGAUCUUUGACUACAAAAAGCAGAUAGCAGAGUCUGAAACAAAAUUAAAACAGCAACAAAAUCUCUACGAAGCUGUGAGAUCAGACAGAAACCUCUACAGUAAAAAUCUGAUCGAAGCCCAGGAUGAAAUCAAUGAAAUGAGAAAGAAGCUGAAGAUUAUGACUCACCAGGUAGAUCAGCUGAAAGAAGAGAUCUCUGCUAAAGAGGCAGCCCUUGUGAAAGUGCAUCUGGACCACCAGCGGAUAGAAAAAGAGAAAGAAGCCUUAAAGAGUGAACUACUUAAAAUGAGACAACAAGCUGUGGAGACUAAACAUUUUAUUGAAAAGCAAGAGGAAGAAGAAAGAAAACUCUUGAAAAUUAUUUCGGAAGCUGAUGCAGAGAGGAUGAGGCAGAAAAAAGAAUUAGAUCAGGUUAUUAGUGAAAGAGACAUUCUAGGGAGCCAGCUGGUUCGCCGCAAUGAUGAAUUGGCUCUUCUGUAUGAGAAGAUCAAAAUCCAGCAGUCAAUUCUGAACAAAGGAGAAAUGCAGUACCGGCAAAGAGUGGAAGACAUCCGUCUCCUCAAGCUAGAGAUCAAGAAACUUCGUCGGGAGAAGGCGAUACUUGGCAAGAGCGUAGCUAAUGUGGAAGAACUCAGGCAGGAAGUUUAUCAUAUGCAGAAGGAGUUACUGAAGGAACGGACCCGCUGUAGAGCCUUGGAGGAGGAGCUUGAGAAUCCCAUGAAUGUUCAUAGAUGGAGAAAAUUAGAGGCCAGCGACCCAAGUACCUAUGAAUUGAUACAAAAGAUACAUGCAUUGCAGAAACGGCUCAUCAGCAAGACAGAAGAAGUGGUUGAGAAAGAGUUGCUCCUCCAGGAGAAAGAGAAGCUGUAUGUAGAACUGAAGCACAUCUUAGCUCGUCAGCCUGGACCAGAAGCUGCAGAACAGUUGCAGUUAUAUCGGCACACCCUGCGGGAGAAAACCAAGCAACUUAAAGUUUUGUCUUCUGAACUGAACAUGUAUGAAUCACAGAGUCAAGAAUACAAAUAUGAAAUUGAAAGACUUGCCAAUGAGCUUCUAAAUGUAAAGAAGAAAUACCUCACCCAAAAACGCAAGGAGCAUGAAAACAAGGAAAAGGAGAGAGCCUUGAGCAACAUGGAACAUGACUACCAAGGACAGAGAACCAGAGUUCCACGCUUCACUGGAGGUGGUUUCCCGCUUAGCAAUCCACCUCCCAAAAUUGUGGCCUAAAACAUUUGCCCCACUAAACAUCAUCACCUAGAAUGGAAAAGAGGCGUUGGAAUCUCCUGCUGAACUAAAAUGUUGUUUUGAAUAUAUAUUAGAGUAUAUUAUUGUUUUUAAAAUAAUUUGUAGCAAAAUAUGUCCUUGAGAUUACUUGCUGUUUCAAUAAAAAAAAUAGAAUUUUGGAGUAGGCAAUGCUAUUUGUUAUGCCCAGUUAAUUGAAUGCUGCCCAUAAAGAGGUCACUCACUCCCCAUCUUAUAUAUAUCUUUGGCGCAUAUAUUUCUAUUUUUACACCUUUUGUUACAUUUCAAAGCACCCAUGACUGGAAGUAAGUGCUGCUGAAAUCAGUGUGGCUUGCUUCCAAGUAAAAACAUUGGGUAUUAAAACUGUAAUCAGCUGUAAAGGAUUAGCUAUAUUGCCUCAAUCUACCUCUUCCUCAGUAUGAAAAAAAAAGAAAAAAUAACUAUAAUGUAAUAGCUUAAGAAAAUAUAAAGCCGAGAAUUUUCUCUUUAAUGGAAUAACAUUAAUUUGUGAAAGUGAAGGUUGUGUGUUAUACAGUCCCAAAACUCAUUAGAAAGGUGUGAGAGAACAUUAAAACCAUACUGGUGAAUGUAUUUCUUUUUUAUGCUAGAUACCAAGUAUGAUGGUAAUGUCUUUGACUGUACUUGUUAUAGACAGGCAUGCUCCCAAUGUACAAUCUUUAAUUAAUUUCUUAUGUAUCAAAUGUAGAGUCUAA